CCCGUGGGUUUUGUCGACAGCAACAAAACAUCCCCUCUGCUCGACCUCGCCUUGUUUUUCCUCGACAUAAACACCGCCCUCCCAGCGCCUCGGACUGCUUCCCUGUGUCUUGCACGUCCAUCUUCACCCCCCCACCCCCGUCGUCUUCACACAUCCUCCCGGCUCCCACCACCCCCUCCCCGACCCUCACACAACCUUCCACUCUACCCCACCAUGGGCGAAUCCAGACAAGAACUGUUGGCAUGGAUCAACAACCUGCUGCAGUUGAACAUGACCAAGGUUGAGCAGUGCGGAACUGGUGCCGCUCUGUGCCAGAUCUUCGACUCGAUAUUCAUGGAUGUCCCCAUGUCCCGUGUCCGGUUCAACGUGAAUACCGAAUACGCCUACCUGCAGAAUUUCAAAGUCCUUCAAAACGUCUUCGCCAAGCACCAGGUGGAUAAGCCGAUCCCGGUCGAAUCGCUCACGAAAUGCCGUAUGCAGGACAACCUGGAGUUCCUGCAGUGGACGAAGCGCUACUGGGACCAGCACUACCCGGGCGGCGACUACGACGCGGUCAGCCGUCGCAAGGCCUCGGGCGCUCCCCCGGCCGGUGGCGCGGGUCCUCGCGCCGGAGCGACCUCGGCCAGCGCGACGCGCCGCGGCACCACGCCCACCGUCGCUGCUGGCCGGGCUCCCCGCUCGGCGUCCGGUGCGGCCAGCGCGGCCAACGUGUCGGCUCUGACCUCCGAGAUCGCCACGCAGAAGGAGGCCAUCGCCGGCUUGGAGAAGGAGCGUGACUUCUACUUCGCCAAGCUUCGCGAUAUCGAGCUGCUGCUGCAGAGCGCCAUCGAGGCCGACCCUGAGCUCGAGAAGGAGGAGGAUACCCUCGUCAAGCAUAUCCAGGGCAUUUUGUACUCGACGGAGGACGGCUUCGAGAUCCCCGAGGCGGAGGCAGUCGCGGACGAACUGGAAACCUUCUGAGCUUCCUCGUCAUAAUAAUGUUGGUCCAUUAUUAAUACCCCCUUCAUCUUCAUGUGUAGCACAAGCGUUCCUCCGGUCGUCUUACGACGUCAACAAUAUCGUCUUUAUCUAGUUUUCCUUCCCUCUUCCCUUCCCUUCCAUUCCUUUCCCUUCCGUUAGACCGGGCAACGCGAGUGGGGAUGGAUCUGGUGGGAGUGAGUGGGUAGUGAGAGAGUGAGAGAGUAAGAGAGUGAGAGAGUAAGAGGGAGUGGGUGAGAUGCCAAAAAGAGUGUUUUGUCCCCAGAGUCCAGACAGCCUUUGUAUAGUUGGUAGUUAACCGAAGUCUAUUUCAUUGUGAU
Aspergillus heteromorphus CBS 117.55 is the source of this 1298-nucleotide messenger RNA. RefSeq names its product microtubule-binding protein BIM1 (gene eb1). Gene Ontology annotation, biological process: regulation of microtubule polymerization or depolymerization; protein localization to microtubule plus-end; spindle assembly. The coding region runs from base 214 to 960 and encodes 248 amino acids. Lineage: Eukaryota; Fungi; Ascomycota; Eurotiomycetes; Eurotiales; Aspergillaceae. The transcript is spliced from 6 exons. Gene Ontology annotation, molecular function: microtubule plus-end binding. The record is from RefSeq and is a predicted model, not a curated record. Gene Ontology annotation, cellular component: microtubule organizing center; microtubule plus-end; spindle midzone.